Zerene cesonia (dogface butterfly) is the source of this 3065-nucleotide messenger RNA. RefSeq names its product tyrosine-protein kinase Src64B (gene Src64B). Gene Ontology annotation, cellular component: extrinsic component of cytoplasmic side of plasma membrane. Gene Ontology annotation, biological process: innate immune response; protein phosphorylation; cell differentiation. Gene Ontology annotation, molecular function: signaling receptor binding; ATP binding; non-membrane spanning protein tyrosine kinase activity. Bases 367 to 1941 code for a protein of 524 amino acids. Lineage: Eukaryota; Metazoa; Arthropoda; Insecta; Lepidoptera; Pieridae. The transcript is spliced from 8 exons. The record is from RefSeq and is a predicted model, not a curated record.
CGUUUAACUACCGUGGGUGUCGCACGUGAAUUUCUCUGAACAUAAGCUUUUUUCGUGUUCGAGCUUUAGCUUCCCAUUUCAUAAUGAAGUGUUAUAUGACUUCCAACAAAGUAUUCUCUUUCUGUGCUGUUUAAAUAAGUGCUUGUGUUGGUGAUUUCAAUUAUCGUGGUGACGUCUUUUAUCAUUGGACAGUUAAUAACGGUUUUGUUGUGUAUCAAUUAGUCAACUAAGUUUGGUGUUUAUAUCUAUGUUUGUUUCUAUCAACGGGAUGUCAUUGACAUAUUAAAAUCUUUGUUGAACAGGUACGAGUCAUGUAAUAAGGGCUUUUCGAAGCAGCUUGGCGCGGCGUAGCGGGCGGGCCGCGCCAUGGGUAACAAGUGCUGCAGCCGCCGUCACGACCCCGACAGACCUCUGGUUUAUCCAGCGUACAAGAAGAACGAGGCAGGAUUCACAGCAUGUCCAUCGUUGGAAACGAGAUACACCGGCGAACCAAACAACCGCGCUGUCUCGCGGAGGCCGGCAGACAUCGUGCGCACGCGCAAUCCUGGAGCAUGUAUAUCGAACGGCGGGCGUCGCGUGGUGAAGGCGCUGUGCGCGUACACCGCGCGCGCCGAGUCCGACAUCUCGUUCCGGAAGGGCGAUCGCAUGGAGGUGCUGAGCGACGCCGAGCCGGACUGGUGGCGCGUGCUGCACCUCACCACGCGCCGCGAGGGGCUCGUGCCCGCCAACUUCGUGGCCGAGGAGAGUUCCGUGGAGUGUGAAGACUGGUUCUUUCCCCACGUAUCCCGGAAAGAAGCGGACAAACUACUCCUGGCUGAGAGCAAUCCCCGCGGCACAUUUCUAGUUCGUCCAGCGGAACACAACCCGCACGGGUUCAGCCUCAGUGUCAAAGACUGGGAGGAGGGCAGAGGCUACCAUGUGAAACAUUAUAAGAUAAAACCCCUGGACAAUGGAGGAUUUUAUAUAGCCACAAACCAGACAUUCCCGAGUUUACCAGCGCUGGUCAUGUCAUAUACAAGGAACGCAUUAGGCCUGUGCCACGUGCUGGCGCGGCCCUGCCCCAAGCCGGAGCCGCAGAUGUGGGACCUCGGACCAGAACUGCGCGACAAGUGGGAGAUACCGCGUGCGCAGAUACAGCUCAUCAAGAAGCUGGGCCAGGGGAACUUCGGCGAGGUGUACUACGGCAAGUGGUGCAACAGCAUCGAGGUUGCCGUAAAAACUCUUCGAGAAGGAACAAUGUCCAAGCAAGCAUUUCUACAAGAAGCUGCCAUUAUGAAAAAAUUCCGUCACAAAAGAUUAGUAGCGCUAUACGCGGUGUGCUCCCAACAAGAGCCCGUUUACAUUGUCCAAGAAUAUAUGUGCAAAGGCUCGUUACUCGAGUUUCUUAGAAACGGAGAAGGAAAGUCCCUCCAUUUCGAAGACUUAGUCUACAUCGCCGCUCAAGUUGCCUCCGGAAUGGAAUAUUUAGAAUCAAAACUGCUAAUACACAGGGAUUUAGCGGCCAGAAACGUCUUAAUAGGUGAAAAUAAUGUUGCCAAAAUAUGUGACUUCGGUUUAGCUAGAGUUAUAGAAGAUAAUGAAUAUUGCCCCAAACAAGGAUCUCGCUUCCCAGUCAAGUGGACGGCCCCUGAAGCUAUCAUAUACGGACGGUUCUCUAUCAAAAGCGACGUUUGGUCGUAUGGUAUACUGCUAAUGGAGCUAUUCACAUAUGGCCAAAUACCCUACCCAGGUCUUCACGGAAAAGAAGUUAUAGAGCAGGUCGAGAGGGGUUACAGAAUGCCAAAACCGGUCGGCCAUUACUUACCCGAUGACAUAUACAGGUUGAUGCUGCAAUGUUGGGACGCGAUACCAGAAAAACGACCGACGUUCGAAUUUCUGAACCAUUACUUCGAAUCCUUCACAGUGACCAGUGAGAUACCGUACAGAGAAGUUCAAGAUUAGUGCUGUGAUAAACUUGGAUAGUGAACCUCCUUAGUGCGUUGGGAAUAGUGAUGUGCUUUCGUGUUAUACAAGACAUUGUAGGAACGGACUGUGUGAGAUUGUGUAGGGUCCUUAGCGAAUAAAUGGAAUUAUAACGCAUUUGUAAUUUUAUACGAACGUUUAACACAUGCUUAUAAUUCCCAUUUUUAGUAUUUUUAUACUUGAGCGUGAACAAUACAGGAACGUGUGAGCUUCAUUAUUGGUCGGCUUUUUUAUUCGUAAUUGGCUAACACACGCACGGAUCAUGUCCAUGAGAGUAAUUCUAAAUAAUUAUAGUUGUGCAAACUAUUUUCUUAUUUAUCAAUUGUAGCUUAAGCACGUAGGGUUAUUUUGCAUUGAUCAUAAGCAAUAAGACAAACGAACUUUCUAGAUAUUUUCAUAUUCUAAAGUUGUGUGAUAUUUUUUAUCACAUAUUGUAAAUGAUCUGAUUUUACGCUUAGACGCGUUUACCUUCAUUUUAUUCGCAGAUGUUAUAUUGUUAUUUAUGUGGGACUGAAACUUGGAAGUGCAAGAUUAUCUUUACAUACUUAUUACUUGGUUUAAAAGAUGAAUUAUUUUACUUUUAUUAUUUGCAUCAUAAAUAUUUUAAUUCUAUUUCUUUUCCAUAGAUGAUAUUUUUACAUUUGCACAUAACAAAAUCCUGUAUUUAUAUUGCGUACAAACAUUACCUGUCCAAAAAUAGUAAAUCCUGUUAAUAUUGUUGAUUUGUGAACUGUAGAGUAUAAUUUGCGACAUUUUGUAACGUUUUCAUAGAUCAUUUGAUUGUACCAAUAAUGAAUGUUAUGGGCUCCUUUGCGAAUACCUUCAAAUAUAAGAAAACAAUGUCUAAAUGAAACUGGUCCAAAUAUUAAAUACUGAAUUUAAAUGUGCAAAGGGGCCAAUGUUUCAUGUGAACAUAGCUUUAGGACCAUAUACCAAAGAAUUAUUGUACAUUAAGUGCAAAUGGUUGAAGGAGGCGUAUUUAAUUUUUAGCAUAAUUAGACUUUGUGACCUGUGUAACUUUAAUUAUUUGACCAAUAACCUUCACAACAUGUAUAUGGCAAAAUUGUAUUAUAAAUUUAAUGAAAAAAAAAUUGUUAAAAUUC